Molecule: messenger RNA, 837 nt
Organism: Acanthosepion pharaonis
Lineage: Eukaryota; Metazoa; Mollusca; Cephalopoda; Sepiida; Sepiidae
Source: the annotation of a GenBank genome assembly
AUGAUUUUGUCUUCCAAUUUUCUUCUUGCUUCUUCUCACUGUCUUUCUUCUCUCUUUCUUUUUUCUUUCUUUUUUAUUCACUUGCUCUGUGUCUCUUUCUUUGUUUCUUUCUUUGUUUUUAGACAGCAAAUACUUUUUGUAUCUUUCUUUCUUUCUUUCUUUUCUUUCGGCAGUUGCGGGGACGCCUCAGGCCCUGUCCUAGCGGAUGGUAUUAAUAGAAAUAAACUUUCUUUCUUUAUUCGACCUCUGUCUGUCUGUCUGUCUCUUUCUUUCUUUCUUCUCCUUUCUUUCUUCCUUUCUUUCUUUCUUUCUUUCUUUCUUUCUUCUCUCUUUCUCUCUCUCUCUUUCUUUUUUCUUUCUUCUCGCUCUCUGUCUUUCUUCCUUUCUUCUGUCUCUAUCUCUGUCUUUCUUUCUUCUCUCUUUCUUUUUUCUUUCUUUCUUUCCUUAUUUCUUUUUCUUUCUUUUUUCUUUCUUUCUUUUCUUUCUUUCUUUUUUCUUUUUCUUUCUUUUUUUCUUUCUUUUUUAUUCGCUUACUCUGUCUUUCUUUCUUUCUUUCUUUCUUUCUUUCUCCACUCUCUCUCUCUCUUUCUUCUCUCUUUCUUUCUUUCUUUCUUUCUUUCUUUUUUUCUUUCUUUCUUUCCGAUAUUGUUAAUACACUAUCACUCAAAUCCUGUCUGCCCAUAUCUAUCUAUCUAUCUAUCUAUCUAUCUAUCUAUCUAUCAACGACUGUUUCGUUCCAGGUGUAGCUAUCUUAGUCUGUUCCCUAUCUAUCUAUCUAUCUAUCUAUCUAUCUAUCUAUCUCUGUUCAUUAUGUACCUAUUCGCACAUAUAUUGUGA